Molecule: messenger RNA, 861 nt
Organism: Trichosporon asahii var. asahii CBS 2479
Lineage: Eukaryota; Fungi; Basidiomycota; Tremellomycetes; Trichosporonales; Trichosporonaceae
Exons: 3
Coding region: 1-861 (286 amino acids)
Source: RefSeq, a predicted model, not a curated record
AUGUCGACGACCUCGCCGCCCGCCUCUGGCAGUUCAGGCGUGCUGUCGCCCGGCCGCAGUGCCGCCGCCGAAGCACGGCGCUUAGCUCGCCGCGAGCAGCUGCGCGAUUUCUACGGCCUGUCGCGGCCAAAUUCGGACCCGCCGCAGAGCCGGUCACCCCUCCCCUCCGUUUCGCCCGGCGAGGCGCCCUCCACGCCAGCGGCACCGGCGACGCCGAAUUCGGCAGCUAGCGCAAAGACAGAUGAGGUCACGCCCAAGGCUCGACCAAGGAGAGAGGCAAGAGAGGGCAAGGAGGGACGACUGGAUCCGACGAGCGAGAACUUUGUCCCGGCCGAAUACUACGAGUUGCUCAUGGGCAAACCGCUCGGUGAGCUGCUCAAGACGACAGCGAGCCUUGCUGGAGACGUGGGCAAGCUCCAGAGCGCGCGCCAUACGCUCGUGUACAACCACCACCACCAGCUCUUCAGCGCCGGCGACACGAUUGCGUCCUUGAACCUCAAGACGCCCCAGCUCAUCAGCAUCGUGACGCAGCUGCAGGAGAAGUUUUCGGAAAUGUCCCAGUUGACGGACACGGUGUCCAUCCUCGACCAGCAGAGCGGCCUGUCGCCGUCUGAGCGCCAGAAGGCGGGUAUGCGCGAGACGGUCGCCCGGGGGCUGGAGCGUGUGCGCCUCAUGAUGCUUGCGGAGGAGUCUGACGACGAGGUGAAGAAGGUCUGGCGCGGGGUCGAGCGCCAGAUCAAGGCCAUGGGAGACGACGUGUACGCCAUCGAAGACGUCAAGUCCAUGAUCGAGGAGGGGCGGAAUCUCGCCGGCGGCCCCGACUCGGACACGGAGAGCACGGCAAGCGACAAGACUGCCUAG